AUGCCAGCGAAUGAAUUCGUUGUGGCCGCUUUCGGUGCAUCCCUUCAGGUGCUUUUCGACAGAUUGGCGAAUCCUACGUUGCUGCCCUUUGUCAGUGGAUCUGGGAUAGAUUCAGUGAUAAAGCCGUGGAAGGAAGAGUUACUGAUGAUUCAAGCAGUAGUUAACGACGCAGAAGAGAAGCAACUAACCAACAAGGCAGUGAAUAUGUGGUUGGAUGAUCUGCAACAAUUGGCUUAUGAUGUAGAAGACAUUCUGGAUAAAUAUGCCACUCAACUUGAACUUGAAGAGCGCAAAUUGAUGACUGCAGACCAGCCCAAGGACAUCGUGGCUGGUUAUUUCUCUUCUUGGAUGUCCAACUGUCAUAUGAAGUCGGAGAUAGAAGAGGUAAAUCGCCGUUUGGAAGAUCUCUGUAAACGAAGACAUCGUCUUGGGUUGAAAGAGAUUGCUGGAGGGACAUCAGCUGCUGCACCACAAAGACGACGAGCAACAACUUUGCAACAUGAACCUGCUGUUAUUGGUAGAGACGCUGAUAAAGCCAAAAUACUUGAAAUGAUGUCGAAGGAUGAACCAAGUGAUGCCAACUUUCGUGUAAUACCCAUUGUCGGAAUGGGAGGAAUUGGCAAAACGACACUUGCUCGUGAAGUGUUCAAUGACCAGGCAGUGAAAUAUUUUGACCUAAAAGUAUGGGUUUCUGUUUCUGAUCAUGACCAUUUUGAUGAUGAAAAGAUCUACAGGGCAAUUUUGGCGGAGAUAAAUUUCAAGUCUUCCGAUUAUGAUAACUGGGAAAACCUAAAAGCUCCCUUCAUGGCAGGAGCACCAGGGAGUAGGAUAAUUGUUACAACACGCCACCUCAAAGUUGUGUCAAUAAUGACUGGAUCCAAUGCAAGUCAUAAUGUAAAGCUCUUAUCAGAGGAAGAGUGUUGGUCCGUGUUCGCCAAACAUGCAUUCAAGAUUAAAGAUAUUGCCAAAUUUCCAAAUUUGGAAUAUAUCCGUCAAAAAGUUGCCUCAAAGUGCAAUGGCUUGCCCUUGGCUGCUAGGACUCUUGGUGGCCUUCUAUUUUCUGAGCCAAGAGAAAGUAAGUGGAAAGAUAUUUUAGACAGUAAAAUAUGGGAAGAUACGUUGAACUCAAAAUUAUGCAUUCAAGAGAAGGAGCUUGUCCGUUUGUGGAUGGCAGAAGGUCUAAUUCAAAAGUCACUAGACAAUAUAGAAUUAGAAGAUGUAGGUGGUGAAUUUUUUCAAGAUUUGUUGUCAAGAUCACUUUUUCAAAAAUCAGGCACUACGUUCCGCUUUACUUAUGUAAUGCAUGAUCUUGUUAAUGAUAUGGCAAAAUGGGCUUCUAGAGAUACAAUUUUUAGAUUAGAGGAUGAAUCGAAGAUCAACAACCAAUCUGCAGCAUUAAAAAAGAUUCGCCACUUGUCGACUCGCUGCUUGUCUAACACUAAAAUUGAAGCACUCCAUGAAGCUGUGAACUUGAGGACAAUCUUGGACGUCAACUGUGUUGCACCUGGUAUGGAUUUUCCUUUUUUUUUGCCAAAGUUCAAAAAAUUGAGGGUGUUGUCUCUAAUGGGUAAUUAUUAUGUGGUGAAUACUCCUCAAGUCAUUAGUUUGCCUGAUACAAUUGGAGAUUUGAAACAUUUGAGGUACCUCUGUGUUUCAAACACCGCUAUUAUAAGCCUACCUGAGUCAACAAAUUCAUUAAUCAACUUAGAGGUUUUGCAGCUAAGGUGGUGUGCAUUGAUCAAAAAAUUACCUCCUAUGGGAAAUUUGAUCAAUCUACGCCAUCUUAAUAUCGAAGAAGUAAAUUUAAUAGAGAUGCCAUUGGGAAUGGAAAAUUGGAAGAAUCUUCGGACAUUAUCUAAUUUUGUCGUGGGCAAAGAUAUUAGUUCUCGUUUGGAUGUUUUAAAAAACUUUAAGCGUCUUCGUGGAGAGCUUCGUAUUUCAAAAUUAGAAAAUGCUACCUCAUUUUCGCCAGAAGCAAUAUUAUGUGAUAAGGAGAAGUUAGACAAGUUAUGGCUAGAUUGGGAUUGGAGCAAUGAGUGUCCAAGUGAGGAAGUACAGAAAAAUGUGCUUGAUAUAUUAAGACCUCACAAAAAUCUAAAAAGUCUCGGCAUCACUGGAUAUGUCGGCACACAGUUUCCAGAUUGGCUUGGAGAUUUAUCAUCGUCUUUAACUUUCUUGGAGACGAUUAAGAUUAAUCACUGUAAGAAAUUGCAAUGUCUGUUGUAA
This is a messenger RNA of Pistacia vera, 2226 nucleotides long. Its product is annotated as putative disease resistance RPP13-like protein 1. The record is from RefSeq and is a predicted model, not a curated record. Gene Ontology annotation, biological process: defense response to other organism. Bases 1 to 2226 code for a protein of 741 amino acids. The transcript is spliced from 3 exons. Gene Ontology annotation, molecular function: ADP binding. NCBI's taxonomy places the organism in Eukaryota, Viridiplantae, Streptophyta, Magnoliopsida, Sapindales, Anacardiaceae.